Molecule: messenger RNA, 811 nt
Organism: Rubroshorea leprosula
Lineage: Eukaryota; Viridiplantae; Streptophyta; Magnoliopsida; Malvales; Dipterocarpaceae
Source: the annotation of a GenBank genome assembly
GCAACGACAAGUGGAGUAGGAUGUGCGACACGGGUUUCAAUGGAGGAAGGUUGUGGAGGGUGAUUUAUAGUUCACUCUACUGCCUUUCUACCUUUUCUACUACAUCAGUGUCGUCUGAUAUUUGGCAUCUUUGUCAUAGUCAUCCUGGUUCAGAGUUCCUCGCUUAUCUUAUCAGGCAUGGUUUUCUUCUUCCAAAUAAGAAAUGGUCCAUUAUGGUUCUCAUCAUUCUUGUCAACACAUCUGGACAGUUUAGCUACUGCCCAUCCAUUCCUCCAACGUCACAUGAACCAUCAUCUAGCUCAUCUCCUUUGCACAUGCACAAUCCAUCGUCCAUACUUAACCCAUCAUCAGCAUCCACUUCAGAAUGCCCAAAAAGCUUGUCCUUGUCUAGUCGAAUGCCUCCUGUCCGAUCUUCACCAACGCCUACUAUUUCUUCCAAAACCGACACCAUGAAUGCACGGUCUAUUUCGGAUGCAGCGUAUCCCAGUCACCUUCCGUUGCUUCUUUGGACACACAUGGCGCGCAGCCCGCAGGACCACGUGGUAGCUACUGAUGCUACACAGGAUCAAGUUUCUCAUCUUCCUAGUACAAUUUCCACAGCUAGCUUCUGUUCCUCACAGUACCUAUUCCAUGGUCACUAGAUCUCAAGAUGGCACUUGCAAGGUGAGUCUUUUACCUUCCAUGGUUACCAUCCAACUCACUAAUGUAAGAACCAAACACUUUUAACAGGCCCAACAAUCUCUUGAAUGGUGGAAGGCUAUGGAGGAGGAGCAUUCAGCUUUAAUUCUCAAAAUAAAACUUUGGUGUUGGA